AACUGCUUGGCAUCACUUUUUUAUUUGUCAUCGAAUCGAUACAUCAGCAACAUUUGCAGACAACGCAUUUACAUUCGCAAUUCGUUUAAAUUUUUCUCAUCGAAAUAUUUCCGAAUAAAAUUGUUUAUUUGCCGCGAUUAAAAUGACAGACGAAAAUAUCGAUUUCGGAUUGCGUCGCUUGACAUUCAUUGAAGCAUGCGCAUAUUAUGUAUUGAUCAAGAAUAUUCGAGUGGAUCAAUUAACGAUGACACAAGAAUUGGCUGAUUUGAUAACCGCACGAUACAGAUCAAUGAAUUUGAGUUGGGCUAUUGAUCGCAUACGAUCUUACAACAAACUCUUGGAAGAUGGAAUGCAAGAGAAAAUGGAAAAUUUUGACGGCGAAAAAUUGUGCAAAUCGGUUGUUCUUCGCUACAAUUUCCAAUCGCUGGUUGCCAAAGAGGUGGAAUACAAACGGCAGUUGUUGGCAUCACCACAAAAUCUUGAAUCUAACACGGCACCAAAUGGAUGCAAACCAAAUGGAAACGGGGUGUGGUGUACAGCUUCACUGCAGCAAGCCUUGCCAUCUGCAACACCGCAUGACUUUUUAAUCGGAUUCACGGUGCAUAUUAAACCAGAUGUGCAUUUGGACGAAACGAUUCCGAUCUGUGCACGAGAUCAACACCUUUUGUAUAAUAUUUUCGGCGAUAAAUGGAAGUCACCGGUGAUUAUCAAUGCAUACGCUGCGGUCAAAGGUCAAACUGGAUUCAUGAACAAUUGGUUAUCGUCAAAUGCUGGCAACAAAUCGGUCGAGAAUACAAAAUCUCUGUAAUUGCAACCAACUAGUUCCGUUAUUGAGUUAAGCAUAUAUUUUUUUAAUCAUAAAAAACACAAACAACAGCUGGAAGUUGUGAGUGUGUACUCUACAUUUCCACAAGUAUGUGAACGCGAUAAAAUAGUCAGAAUAUGUUAUCAAUGAUACAUCAGUGGCUAUUGUAAACUGGGUUUUAGAGCAUAUUGCGUUUUUAUUUGAAUACGAGAUAAAUUCUUGAUGUUGAUGUAGCAUUUUUUUUAUAACGAUGAGAAAAACAUUCAUAUCGAAAUGUUGGUUUGAUGAAAAAAAAAAAGUUUCUCCGAGUGAGGCAAACGAUUUACUACUUUUAUGUUAACGAUAAAAAAUAUAUCAUUAUUCAAGCGUCACAAGACUUCUCUUUUAAACCGUAUAAUCAUUUACUUUAUUUCAUUUUAAUAAGAUUUUUAAUCGCAUGUACGAACGCCAAUAAAGCAACACAAAAUGUAAAAAGA
Molecule: messenger RNA, 1281 nt
Organism: Contarinia nasturtii (swede midge)
Lineage: Eukaryota; Metazoa; Arthropoda; Insecta; Diptera; Cecidomyiidae
Exons: 4
Coding region: 143-808 (221 amino acids)
Source: RefSeq, a predicted model, not a curated record